AUGGGAGGAGGCGGCUUAAGGCGUCGUCGCCGUUCAUAUAGCGGAAGUGAUAGUGACGGCGGUGGUGGGUCUCUCAUUCCUGGUGGCAUGACAAUGGGAAUGGGAAUCGGUGACCUCUACUCUACUCGCCGACAUCGUGGGGCUGGCGGUGGUGGCCUUGACCGUUCCGGUAUGUCGAUAGGCCUCGGAUCGAGAUCUCGAUCUCCCAGAGAUCGCGAACGAGAUCGGGAUCGCGAUAGGGAUCGCGAUCGGGACCGCGACCGUGAGAGAGAUCGUGAUCGUGAACGUGAUCGCCAUGUCGAGCGCCACCUGCGGGGUUCUCGCGAGCGCGACCGUAGUCUUCUUGGCAGCGGGGGCGCUGCAGUUGCUGCAGUUGCUUCUGGAGGUACUUCAGGUCUGCCACCUGGGCUGCAGGGCCCCAACGAUUAUUACUCCGCUGCCGCGGCUAUGGCUAAUCUUCUUAGUAAUAGUCAAACUGUAGUAACAGGUGGCCCCGGAGGAGCUGGAGGUUCCCAGAUUGGCGGGCAUUCUGGCGUCCCUCCACCGGUUUCUACACUUUCCGGUAACACAACUGGUCUACCUUGCUCACUUGGUGCGCUGAACUCGGUCUCUGCCUCUGGUAGUGGUGGUGGCCUUGGCCAAGGAAGUCUACAGGAUAGGUACCGGGACAAUCGGUAUCGGCACUAA
Molecule: messenger RNA, 687 nt
Organism: Protopolystoma xenopodis
Lineage: Eukaryota; Metazoa; Platyhelminthes; Monogenea; Polystomatidea; Polystomatidae
Source: the annotation of a GenBank genome assembly